UGUUGGACCGUGCGAGCAGGCGGCCGUUUUCCUCCUUAAAAUGGCCGAAAUAAAAAACAAAGGAAUUUAAAUUUGAAACAGAAAACAGAAACAGAAAGACUUCCUGUCUGCGGCUGUGAUUCUAUGCAGAGUCAGGGGGAUUCUACUGGAUUCUACUGAGACAGAAACUUUUCAAUUAACUGCACCAGCUGUUGUGUCCCUCCUCAGGGUCCUCUACAUCCUCAAGCCUCGCCACGGGGGUCCAUCUCCCAUUGUGCCCGUCGACAUGGCUGUGAGGAUCUGCCUGGCCAGCUCUCCUCCUCUGCACUCCUUCCUCGCAACCACAGCCUUGCCAUCAGCGGCCAAAGAGAUCAGCAGCAGCAGCUCGGCGAGGCUAAGGAGGAAGAAGAAGAAGAGCGUGGUGUUUGCUGACUCUCAAGGUUUGGCGCUCACCGUCAUCCACAUCUUUGAUGAGGCCGAGGACAACCUGCUGACUGAGCUGCAGUUCUACUUGACCGAGAUAGAGGACGCCACAGCCACACUACACCUGGGAGGCAGCAAAGAUCCUGCAGAUUAUGGUUCAAACCUGGUUCUGGACUUCAACCAGCCAGCUGUAGACUAUUUGGACCUGAGGAACAGACUCAAAGCCCAGCAAGUUUGUCUGGAGACCUGUUCUGUCCAAGAGCGCCUGCUCUCAGGCACCGUUCAGGUCCGAAACAUCUGCUUUGAGAAGUCCGUCUCAGUCCGGAUCACCUUUGACUCGUGGUGCUCCUUCCAGGACGUUCAGUGUCGGUAUCUGAACAAUGUGUACGGAUGCCCCGACACCGACACCUUCUCCUUCUCAGUCUCAGUGCCGCAGCUCCUUAAGCCCUCCAAUGGAGUGGAGUUCUGCAUUCAGUACCAAACUGAGAACCGGACCUUCUGGGACAACAACAAUGGGAACAACUAUCGGCUGGUAGUGGCGGACCCAAAUGGCAGCCCAAACCGGAGCACUGAGAGUACGGCAGCGCUGGAGAUCAAGAGAGAAGGCAUUGGAGAGAAGCGGGAGGAGAUGGAGUUUGAUCCCUUUGGCAGUCCCAGGACGUCAGCAGGGAUUUUCCCUGAGUGGCAGAGCUGGGGUUGCGUAGAGACCGGCGCCCCCUACUGCCAUGGUCCGGAUCAUUGGAAACAGCUAUGUCCGGCGCAGGACCCAGAGAGCCACAGAUGCCAUGGGGAAAAACCAUGGUGUCGAUGGUAUCUCCAUCCAUCGGUUCGGCUGGGGUGGUCUGGAGUGGAAGAGCCUUCUCCCCUUCUUCAACCAGUCCCUACGAGGAAGAGCAGUACCAGAUGUACCUCAUUCACUGUGGUGGGAGUGACCCGGGGGAUGUCUCAGGCCGCAACCUCAUUGCAGCAAUGGAGAAGGGCCAGCACCACCUCCACCUGCGUGUGACAGUUUGUUCGCUGUUGGAGUUGAGUCUCAGUGGAUUGUUUUAGGUCCGAACAUAGCCCAAAGUGUGAUGCCUAUAAAUAGGAUGAGUGUUAAUUUUGUUGAUGUUAUUUUAUUUUUUUUUUUUAUUUAACACUUGUUGCACUGUUCAGUCUUACCAGCUAUGCUCCUUUUCCUUCCCCACCACCUCUCCUAUUCCCUUCCCAGUCUUACUCCCCCCAUGGUCUUGGACACUCUCUGCAGCCAUGUUGGACAUAGCUGAAACAAACUGUUUGUAGUUUCAAAUGUUAGCGUUCAUAGGUCAUAUAGUUCAUAAUUCUCAGUUAUUAUAGUUAAUAUCAGUGUGCUGUUCCAAUAGCAUAACUUAUUCAGAGAAAGGUUUUUACUGGGGCAAAUUUACACUCAAAUUCUCUAUCAGGUUUCCUUUUUGUCCCUUUCACAGUGACCUAAUUAAACCGAGAACCUGUUAACAUGAAUAGACUUCAUAACAGCUUCCUCCCCAAAACUGUGAGCCUGCAACAUAUAAACUGUCUCAAACACAAGGGCUCCUGGACUUUUUGCACCUUACCCCCAUUACUUAUGGACUGCUGCAAUAGUUUUUUUUAACUAUGCAUUACAACCAGCCUACAGACAGUUGCACUAUGCUCACUUUAAUUGUAAAGACAGCUUUUAUUUCUUUACCCAGGCUUUGAACUUCACUCAGAGUGUACAGACUGUUGCUCCAAGCACUAUAAGCUAUAUAUGAAGUAUUAUUUUGAUACUGUGGUUUCUCAUGUCUACCAUUUUGUACUGUAAUUUAUACUAAAUUAUGUGGCACAAGAGAUUCAACUAACUCUUUUUAUUAUGCACACUUGUCAAGUGACACUUAGGUUCACCUUUACCUUGAUCCAAAGGUGUUUUUUUUUAAGUUGUAACAGUUGAUUGUAAAUUGAGCACUACAUUAUUUAAUUCAUCCAUUUAUUACAUUCUUUUAU
Molecule: messenger RNA, 2379 nt
Organism: Xiphias gladius (swordfish)
Lineage: Eukaryota; Metazoa; Chordata; Actinopteri; Istiophoriformes; Xiphiidae
Product: protein phosphatase 1 regulatory subunit 3C-B-like
Exons: 5
Coding region: 266-1408 (380 amino acids)
Biological process (GO): regulation of glycogen biosynthetic process
Cellular component (GO): protein phosphatase type 1 complex
Molecular function (GO): protein phosphatase 1 binding; glycogen binding
Source: RefSeq, a predicted model, not a curated record